Molecule: messenger RNA, 1402 nt
Organism: Mandrillus leucophaeus (drill)
Lineage: Eukaryota; Metazoa; Chordata; Mammalia; Primates; Cercopithecidae
Product: chromosome unknown open reading frame, human C11orf96
Exons: 6
Coding region: 1-768 (255 amino acids)
Source: RefSeq, a predicted model, not a curated record
AUGACCACAGUCAGACUUCUUGAUAUGCCCUCACCCUAUCGAGGCCUCGGGGCACGCUGUCCGAGGAGACAGUCUGUGCUGCAGGCCCGGUCUCUGCCAACCGCCAGGAGGAUCGCUGCCUCCCUCGUGGUUUCCAAUCUCAGACUCUGCACUGAAGGCAUGGUCAUGAGCCCAGUUGCUGGAGGUGCAUCCCCCACGCCCCUGCCUGAGCAGCAUGAGGCCUUCGAAGCCACCUGCUGGGGUGUCCCAGAAGACUCUGCUUCCAAGGGAGAGACUUGUACUUUAACCUUGGAGCAUAAGCCCCAGAGCUACAGACCUGCUGAGAAGAGGGACUGUCCUGCAUCCCUUUUAAGGGCCGACCCCUGUCCCGGGGUGGCUGGUGCCGGACUGUCCCGGCCCUCCCCUGGAAUGUGGGCCUCCACCCAGCCCCCUCCAAAACGGCCACCUCCACCCCUCACCUCUCCCCUAGCUUCAGUGGCCUGCUCGACAUCUCCACCUGGACGUCAAAGGCUGUCCAAGGGCCGGGGCCGGCUGCGGCGGCCGCGCCAGUCUCGCUUCAAGACGCAGCCGGUGACCUUCGACGAGAUCCAGGAGGUGGAGGAGGAGGGGGUGUCCCCCAUGGAGGAGGAGAAGGCCAAGAAGUCGUUCCUGCAGAGCCUGGAGUGCCUGCGCCGCAGCACGCAGAGCCUGUCGCUGCAGCGGGAGCAGCUCAGCAGCUGCAAACUGAGGAACAGCCUGGACUCCAGCGACUCCGACUCGGCCCUGUGAGGGGCGCCGCCCGAGGGGGGAACGCGCGCGUACGCGAUCCGCGCGGGGACCGGCGUGCGAACCCCGAGAGAGCCCGCGCCCUGCCCCCGGGGGACCCGCAAGGACCCGGGACCGCCGCCCCUCGCGCACUCGGACUCCCGCCCCGCUGCGAACCGAUCGGUGCGCCCCUCGCCGCGCUCGCCCUGGCCCGGGGACGCCGGGAGCGGGACCGCUUUCCUUGUCCUUGUAAAUGUUUAUUUUUUAACUCUUCCCAGUGCGAACUCUGCUGUGAGUGUGUGCGGGGAGGCGCGCCCGCGCUGAGUUGGCCUCGAGUCGCCAGGGCCGCCCGGGUCGCCGCUCCAUGCCCUUGUCUGUUGGUUUGCAACUCCGAUUUUGCACACCGCUCCACCGUGACCCCCAGCGCACACCCGUUCACACUCACGCCAACACUCUCGCUGAACACUUUUAUAAUUGUUAGGCGUGGCCGUUGGGACUUGGGGCGCAGCGCAGCUGCUGCUGCUGCUGCGUCUGGAGGAUUGAUAUUUAUUUUUGCAUUGAGAUGACUGAAGGCGUUUAUUUAACGAUCUUUUUACCUGGAUAUGUCUGUGAGGCUCCUGAAAGGAGACAAAUAAAGUCAAUAUAUUUGCACAGUGCA